Messenger RNA from Nezara viridula (southern green stink bug), 3267 nucleotides. NCBI's taxonomy places the organism in Eukaryota, Metazoa, Arthropoda, Insecta, Hemiptera, Pentatomidae. The record is from the annotation of a GenBank genome assembly.
GUUGGUAGAGACGGGUGCUCAGAGGAUUGUGAGAAGAAUUACUAAAUGAAGUUUAUACCAGUGCUGCUACUCGGCCUCCAUCUUGCAUUUGGAAUACCAGCUUUGCUUGAUACAAUACAGGAGCUGUACUUGCAGCAGGGUAUUCCAUUCAGAGAAAAUGCCUUCUUGGACAACCUCCCCAUCCUUCCGGAGUACGACUUCAUCAUCGUUGGAUCAGGUCCAGCUGGAUCCAGCAUAGCGAACCGCUUAACGGAGGUUCCCCAAUGGAACGUUUUGUUGUUGGAAACUGGUCUCGAGGGAAACAUAUACGACGACAUUCCGUUUUUCAACGAAUUCACUGUGCUUGGAAACUUCUCGGUGAAUUAUGAUGUCGAAAGGAUAGAAACUGCGUGCUUGGGAUUAGUGGAUGGGAUAUGCCAUUGGCCUUCUGGGAACGGCGUUGGUGGAGCCACCUUACUGAAUGCGAUGAUAAACACCAGAGGCCUCCCACGUGACUAUGACGAGUGGGCGCAAAAAGGAAACCCAGGAUGGUCAUACGAAGAACUCUUGCCUUAUUUCCGAAAAAUAGAAAACAUGUCAAUACCAGAAUUCGCGGCAUCACCUUAUCACUCAACAACUGGUCCAGUUCAUAUUCAAUAUCCGUUUUCAACUGAAAUUGGAAGACGAUUUUUGAUUGCUGGUCAACAAUUGGGUUACGACAUCAUUGACUACAACGACCCAAACACACAGGUUGGAUUCGCCAGAACUCAAGCAACUAUUAACGGUGUUAAACGACACAGUGCCGCAUCUGCUUACCUCCUUCCGGUCAAAUCUCGUCCAAACCUCCAUGUAGUCAAAAAUGCUUUCGCUACCAAAAUACUCACGAAUCUAGAAACAAGAAGAGUAUACGGCGUUGAAUUUAUAAAAGAUGAUAAACAUAGAACUGUACUAGCGAAAAACGAAGUAAUUGUUUCAGGGGGAGCUUUCGGAUCUCCAAAACUGCUAAUGUUGUCUGGUAUUGGGCCAGCUCAACAUUUGCUUGAAAUAGGCAUACCGCUUGUAGCAGAUCUGCCGGUAGGACAUAACCUUCAGGAACAUCCAGGAACACUCAUAACCUUCCUGAUCGACACUCCAGACAGCGUUGUGCUUCAGAGAUUAUUGAGCGGUUUAAUGACGGAUUUUCUUCAAUGGAUCAACGGAGAACAAGGAUUGUACGCAAAUAAUAUAGCGGAGGCAUUGGGCUAUGUCCAGACAAAGUACGCCACAGACGAGCGACCUGAUAUCGAGUUGAUAAAUUUUGCAGCUACUGUUGCAGGAGACGCAGGAAUGUUUUUUCGCCGAAGCAGAAACAUUUCCAGAGAGGUUUUCGACAAAACAUUUGGACCGAUACUGCAGGCCCAUGGAUUCACCAUCGCGCCGAUGUUGAUGUACCCUAAAAGCAGAGGAUAUGUCAAACUGCGAAGUUCGAAUCCUCGCGAUCCGCUCAUCAUAGAUGGAAAUUUCUUCAGUGAUCCGUACGAUGCGGCGGCGUUAAUUGAAGGGAUCAGAGCAGCGAUUAAAGUAGGUGAGACUGCAGCUUUCCGAGAGAUAGGGACGAGGCUCUACACGAAUCCAGUCCACGGCUGCGAACAGUUCGUGUUCAACAGCGAUGAUUACUGGGACUGCGUGGCGAGGUCGCUGACUGUACAGUUCCACCAUCAGAGCGGGACCUGCCGGAUGGGUCCGGACCCCUCUUCGUCGGUGGUCGACCCGCGGCUGAGGGUCCACGGGCUGCAAGGUCUUCGGGUGGCAGAUGCCUCCAUCAUGCCGAAGCUGCCAGGAAUUCACACGAUGACACCGUGCUACAUGAUAGGGGAAAAGGCGGCGGAUUUAAUUAAAGAAGACUGGGGUGUUCUAUCAACAAAAAAAGAAUUUUUGGUGGAUUUCUAAUAAUAUAACGUUUAUUAUUAUCAUAGACAUACAUAUCUCCAUCCAUAUAAGUCCCGUCAACUCCUAGUUUACUCCCUUGUGUUCCCUCACUUCGACUAUGGCUGUAUGGCGUACGGUGGACUCUCGGGAGAUUCCGAGGCCAAACUUAAACGCCUAAUGAAUAGCGCACUACGAUUUGUUUUCGGAAUCUCAAGAGAUAGGCAUAUAACCAGUAUUACACCAAGUUGAAGUGGCUCUAUCCAUCCUUGCCACCUUUCUGUACCAAAUCAUUAGAACUCAUCGACCCUCCUAUAUUUUUCACAGCUUACAAUUCAAAUACUCCAUCCAAUCCCGUCCCACUAGACCUCUAUCCUCCUCCUCACCGAACUGCUGCACUUGACAAAUCCUUUGCAAUACAAGCCGCCUCCCUCUGGAAUUCCAUCCCUGCCGAUAGUUUUCUCUUUCAAAUCACUCCUCUUUAAACACCUACUCCUUUCUCAAUCCGACUGAUUGUUAAAUAUACUUAAGAGAAAUAUCUAAGCACCCCCAGAGACUACCUCAAUUUAUUUAGGUUAUUUUAGUUUCUCAUAUAUAUGUACAAUUUUCUUGUUCUUUUCUUUCUCUUCUUCAGUAUUUUUAUUUUUAGUCAACUCUUAUUGUAAAUAUAUAAUCUAAUUGUAACCACACAGACAUACAACCUGUAUUUAUAAUUUGUUCUAAAGGGACAACAGUCCCAGAAUAAUAAAAUAUUUUUUCAUUUCAUCAAUAUAUAUAUAUAUAUAUAUAUAUAUAUAUAUAUAUAUAUAUAUAUACACAGAAUUACCCAUACCUCCCAAAGUCAAAGGCUCACAUCUUCCCUCCAUAGGUAUUUUAGGUACUUGUGACUCAGCCAUUGUCUAUAAUCUGAACACUGAUAAAUCUGAUAUCGAUAAUACUUAUCUUGGUGUUCAUAUUUAUGGAAAUUGAAAUAAACAAAAAGCAAUGUAAUAAUAACAAAACACCCUUUGGAAUUAUCUUGAACUUCUGAAAAUAUUUGGCAGCUUCUUCUUCUAAAGUCGGCAAUUCCUUACGUGCAAUUAUAUCCAUUUGAACAGAUGAUAACAAAAAAUAAACAAAACUGAAAACAAUUGAAUAACACACAAGUAAAGGAAAGAUAAGGUUCCAUGGCGACCAGCUAAAUCACUAAGCAUGUCCUGCAAUCUGUUCCAUGCUUCUCCUUGUCUUUUCAUUUGAAACUUUUCAUUCUGAAAAUUCGUGAUCUCUUGGAAACGUGCCCCUCUCAAAAAUCCAAACCCAGUCAAAAUAUACCAUUUUUGACAACCCACAUUAUUGUGCCAUGAAACCCCCUUCUGGGCACUCUUGUAUAUAUAUAUAUAUAUA